GCAAGAUGAACGAAGCACUGCAAGCCAAGAACUAGAAUGUGAUGAUAGGAGAUCACAGAGAAGGCGAGAAGAAAGAGCUUCUUACAAAGAAAGAGAAGCUUAUGAUCAGUCAUCACGGCAUCAUCAUAACACGUCGCAAAGGGACAGGAAGUGGGAAAAGAAUGAUUAUGUUAGUCCUAGACAAAGCAAAUUCUCACACUCUCAGAGAAACCUUAGUAUAAAUAGACACUCAAGUGGCCCAAGGGGGCACUUUGGGUGGCACCAAAAUGUUUCGGGAAGCUCUCCAAAUGGGUAUAAUCUUGGGAAUUCUGGAAAUGUUUGGCAUUCAAGUGAGCGGAGAGGAAGAACAUCAAAUUGGCAUCACAGUCCGAGGGAGAGAAAUUCUACUUGGCAUUCAGAAGAAACAGGUCAUUUUUCUAGCUGGAAUUCCGAGAGUUAUGGAGGAAACUGGAAACCUAGACUGCAUGGUGCAAAUGGCUGGAAUUUUGGAAGCUUAGGAGAUUCGUAUUCAUCAGAGCCAAUUAAAUAUAAGGAAAGGUACCCAUGGCCCGAGAAAGGCAAUGUUCUGCCAUACAGAAGUAGAAAAAAUAGGAGUGACUUCCUCGAUUUUACUAGUGAUAAGCUUGCUUCUGAGGGGGCAUUGGAUUUUGUUACAUUGAAGCAACCAGAAAGCAAAACUUCAAGAGCCAAUGGAAAAAGUGUCAGUCCUUCCAGAGAUAAAACAUAUCGUUGGACUCCUUACCCAUCCCAGAAAACUACAGAGCAGCAACCACGGUCUGAAGAUAAUAUUUCUAAAACUCCAGAUAAAAUAGAUUCUGUGCUUACGCCUCUUGCUGAUUCAUUAAUGAAAGGAAAAACUUCUGAAACCAGUGUUAGUCUUUCAAAAGUUAAAAACUUGGAAGCAUCUUCCCCUUCUAAUGUAACCUCAGAUCACCUUGAGUCUCACAAGGUAAUGAAAGACUGUUCCAGUGGUGACAAGACUGACAGAGAUGAUAGCAGAAAUAAUAGGAUGCCAUCACUGAAAUCCCCUCUUCUGAAUAUCACAGAUGUGAAGUUAUCCUUGCCAAAGCAAGACACACACAGUCUCUUAAAAAAUGUCAAGCUCCUGUUAUCCUCAACUAAUGGUGAAGAGCAGAAUCAUUUGAAUGCAGUGAACUUGGAAAUAAACAGUUUCCCCUCUUGUUCAUUCAAGCUGCAAGGUGCUUGUGCUGGUAACUUACAAGACAACAAAGAUUUGCUUGGUAGCAAUCUUGGAGAGCCUGUUAAUAAUUUAAGUGAAGCAGAACAAAAUCCCAAAGAUGUUCAGUCCAACCAUUCCUUGCAAAAUUCUGCCUUAAGCUCUUGCAAGGAUGGAAGUGACCAGAAUAAGGAAGAAACUGAGAAAGCAUUGGCAAAGAAGGAAUUCAGACUAGAUUCAUUAGAAGAUGUGAGCCAUGAUGAUUUAAUGGGGAGUGAGAAGUCAGAAGCAAGAGUUGAAAAGUCAGGUUCUUCUGUUAGUUCUUGUUUACCCUGUACCAUUCCUGAAGGUAAACCUGCCACCUCUGAAAAGAAAGAUGGUGAAAAGCCAUCUGCUUCAAGUAUUGCUUCUGUUAACAUAAAAGAUUUUACAUUUCAGAUAGAAUCCACAGUUUCUCUAUCAAGUGGUCAGGACCAUUUGCAUGUGGAUUUGAAAACGUCCACACAGGAUGGAGAAGGGAAUGAAGAGUGUGCCAAGUCACAUGAUCACUUCGAAAUGGAAGGUUUUGACAAUCCUUCCGAUAAUGAGCUUCAAAAAGGAGGAAGCCAGUCAGUGGGCCUCGUUCCUGACUUAAGCAAACUUGGUUUUCCUGCCUCUCUGCAAAGAGACCUGACACGACAUAUUAGUCUGAAGAGCAAAACUGGGACACAUCUCCCAGAGCCCAAUCUCAAUAAUGCACGGCGCAUUCGGAACGUGAGUGUGCAUCGGAGAAGUGAGACUGAGAAGGAGUCAGGGCUUAAACCCACCCUCAGGCAGAUUCUUAGUGCUUCCCGACGAAAUGUAAACUGGGAUCAGGUCAUCCAACAGGUAACCAAGAAGAAGCAGGAACUUGGCAAAGGUUUACCAAGGUUUGGCAUAGAAAUGGUGCCUCUUGUUCAAAAUGAGCAAGAAGGUCUAGAACUCAGUGAAGAAUCUGAUCUGUCCACUCUAGAAGGAGUCCAGUGGGAAGGGAUUUCCUUAGCAGUGUCUGGUUCAGCCAGAAAACGUAGCUUCUCUGAAAGCAGUGUCAUAGCAGACAGAAAUCCUUCUGCUUAUAGCUUUUUCAGUGAACAAGGUAAAAUAAAGGAAAGUGGGCAAAAGCAAAUAACUGCAGCCAGCCACUCGCAUCACAUAACGUCUGGAUAUGAGGCAAGCACUGACAUUGAAGUGGACCACAGACGGGAGACAUCAUCUCUUUCUUUGUCACCUUUUCUGUCUGAAAGAACUGAGACUAAUGGAAGAAGUCACAGCCUACAGGCCUCCUCUGAGAUCACAGGCCUCACGAAACAAGAGCCGGAGAGCCCUGAGAAGAGAACACCUCUUCAGGAGAAACAUAAUAUACUGGAGAAUUCAGAAGAAAAUCGUCCAGCUUCAAACAGUGCUUCGCUUCUUGCAGUGUCUAAUAACAUAGAUGCAGCUACAGACAGUAGCUGCACAUCUGGUACUGAGCAGAAUGACAGCCAAGGAAUUGGAAAGAAGCGAAGAGCAACUGGAGAGGGAUCUUCUCCUGAAAUCCCUAGUCCAGAAAGAAAGAAUAAGAGAAGAAAAAUCAAAGGUAAAAAAGAACGUUCUCAGGUAGACCAGCUGUUGGCUGUUUCACUGAGGGAAGAAGAGUUAAGCAAGUCCCUGCAUGGUGUGGACAGCAGUCUCUUGCAGGCUAGGUCUGCCUUGCAGGCUGCGUAUGUUGAGGUUCAACGGUUGCUUGUAUUAAAGCAACAGAUAACCAUGGAAAUGAGUACACUGAGAAGUCAGAGAAUCCAGAUCUUGCAGGGUCUCCAAGAAACAUUUGAACCUUCUGAACUCUCAGAGCAUCUUUCCUGCAGCGUCUUAAGUGAGAGAAGAAACAGCAAAUCUCAGACAACAGCUGAUUUAAUUCCUGCAGGCUCCCUUUUGGACACUUUGUCUUCUUCUGUACCUCCAGUAGGAGCUUCUGUUCAUGUAAACAUGCCGUCACCAUUCCAGUCUUCUGGCAGUACACCUGCUGAUACUCCUGACUCCUCAGUGCAAGUUAAACGAGAACGUGUGUCUCCAGAAGUCUCAGAAGAUAAUGUGAAUUCUGUACUCCAGAGCUCUCCAUGUGCUUCACGAGCAGAAGAGGUGGAACAGAAGGGUGAGACCACCCAGAAAACUUCAGUGUAUCCAGUUAUCUGUGCAACCAUAUCUCUACCAGAGCUGGCAGCUUCUUUCCAACACACUAACCAAGAUAUCCACAAGCCUGCUGCAAACAGAGGAACGUCUGGCCUUCCUGAGAACCCUUCUCCUCAUUCACUGUCUGUGUUCAGCAAGAGAGAGGCAGAUGAUACAGUGGCUGAAAUAUUUUUACGGGAUCAAUGUAGCACAUCUCUUUCAAAGCAUUCAGUUCUUCUAGAAAUGCCAAUGGAUAAAACACCCAAAUUGUCAGCAGAACCCUCUGAGCAGCACUUGGCAACCACUGUAGUCCCAGCAGAAAAAGGGAACAGGAGGAGGAGAAAGUUAAGAAAGAAAAAAACUCUGAGGGCAGCUCAUGUUCCAGAAAACAGUGAUACAGAGCAGGAUAUGAUUGACUCCAAGCCUGUCCGGAAAGUCAAGGGUGGAAAGGUUCCUAAAGGAGAAAAAGUUACUACAUCUAUUCCUUCAAGAGAGGAGGAUGGAGUUAAUGCUCAAACAGCAAGAAACAAAUGUGAGAAUGACAGUGAUGCUUCUUUGGAACUAGUGGAAGUUUCAACACCUCAGUGUGAGGUAGUUGAUGUUGGUUCCUCAGAGUCAGGAGAUGAGAAACCAGACAGCCCAUCAAAGAGGGAUUCACAGAGCUCUGUGCAUCAAGCAGUCCUAGAGGCUUCUUGCUCUGGUUAUGAUGAAGUGAGCUCCACCAGUGAGAUUGACACAAAUUAUCGGAAUGAUGGGAAAAGAAGUGUGGCUGAGAUACAAUCUUCCGUAUCACCACUAAGAGGAUCAAAGAACUCCUCAGAAGCAUCUUCAGAGCCAGGUGAGGAUGAAGAACCUACGGAGGGAAUCUUUGAGGGACACCUGGCUGCAGUGAAUGCUAUUCAGAUUUUUGGGAAUUUGUUGUAUACCUGCUCAGCAGACAAAACUGUUUGUGCCUACAAUCUCGUUAGCAGGAAGUGUGUGGCCAUCUUUGAAGGACAUACUUCAAAAGUGAACUGCCUUCUGGUCACUCAGACAAAUGGGAAGAAUGCUGCACUCUACACUGGCUCAAGUGACCACACUAUCAACUGUUACAAUAUCAAGACCAAAGAGCGCAUGGAGCAGUUUAAACUGGAAGAUCGAGUGCUCUGUUUACACAGUAGGUGGCGGAUCCUUUAUGCAGGUCUGGCAAAUGGCACUGUGGUUACUUUCAGCAUAAAGAAUAAUAAACAAAUUGAUACCUUUGAAUGCCAUGGCCCUAGAGCAGUGAGCUGUCUAGCCACAGCUCAGGAAGGAGCACGCAGGUUGUUGGUCGUGGGCUCCUAUGACUGCACCAUCAGUGUGCGAGACGCACGCAACGGGCUGCUGCUCAGAACCCUGGAAGGUCACAGCAAGACUAUACUGUGCAUGAAG
This is a messenger RNA of Acanthisitta chloris (rifleman), 4753 nucleotides long. RefSeq names its product zinc finger protein 106 (gene ZNF106). The record is from RefSeq and is a predicted model, not a curated record. The transcript is spliced from 12 exons. Lineage: Eukaryota; Metazoa; Chordata; Aves; Passeriformes; Acanthisittidae. Gene Ontology annotation, molecular function: RNA binding; SH3 domain binding. The annotation marks the transcript as partial. Gene Ontology annotation, cellular component: cytosol; membrane.